Messenger RNA from Candoia aspera, 784 nucleotides. RefSeq names its product guanine nucleotide-binding protein G(I)/G(S)/G(O) subunit gamma-11-like. Gene Ontology annotation, cellular component: heterotrimeric G-protein complex. Gene Ontology annotation, biological process: G protein-coupled receptor signaling pathway. Lineage: Eukaryota; Metazoa; Chordata; Lepidosauria; Squamata; Candoiidae. The transcript has 3 exons. Gene Ontology annotation, molecular function: G-protein beta-subunit binding. The record is from RefSeq and is a predicted model, not a curated record. Bases 378 to 599 code for a protein of 73 amino acids.
CAAUCCCAGAUUAAAUUCUUCAAGGGGAUUUUUUUCCAUGAAAACUCUUCUAGUUUCUGAGCACUCUAAGAUUCCGUGUGGCAGGAAUUGAUUCUUUCUGUGUCUGUGUUUUCUGUUAGGGCUAUUUUAGCAAUUUGGGCAUGGCAUGAAGACACAUGAAAGAAGGUUGGCUUGCUUUCCAUGCAUGUGGAAUGCCUCAUUUUGGUUUGAAGCAGUAAAAACUAGAAGGGGAGGGGGCAAUUUUUGUGGCUUAAUCAGAUUAGGACAAAUUCUGCUGAUGAAUUAAAAUCCUUCAAAUAGUUACUAGGAGCUUGAGAGAGCUGGCUGAAGAAGAAAUUGCUACUUCAGAGAAGUCGGGAGGAAUUCAUAUAAAAACAAUGCCAGCAAUCAACAUAGAUGACCUAAGUGAGAAGGAUAAAUUGAAAAUGGAAGUAGAACAACUUCGAAAAGAAGUCACAUUGGAAAGGCAACCUGUGUCUAAGUGUUCCGAAGAAAUUAAAAAAUAUAUUGAAGAAAGAUCUGGAGAAGACCCUCUAGUGAAAGGCAUUCCAGAAGACAGGAAUCCUUUUAAAGAGAAAGGAGGAUGUAUAAUUGCAUAGAAGAAUGCAGAUAACUUUGAAACUGGGGGAAAAAAACCUACUGUAGAAUAGCUAGCUUAAUUUAAAUUUCAGGAAUCUUAUUGUACAAAUUAAAAGAUUUUUUAAAAUAACAAAACAAAUGAUUAUAUUGUUAUUCCCUAAAGCAAGUUCUUGCUUAACAUAUCAUUAAAUUCCUUUCAAAAGGC